AUGUCUAGCGGGCUUGACUCCCAGAAGCUAAGCGCCGUCUUCAAGUCCAGGCCCGACAUCCUCGAAAGCAUCCAGAAGGAAGCCAAUUCACCAGGACGGGUGAAGCUUUUCAAUGACAUUGCAAGCCAUGUCUACCAACAAAUAGGCGCCGAAUCCUCGGAACCGUCGCUCAAGAGGCGGCGAGUCGACAUCGAUCAGAAUGGCAGCUCCUUGACGAACGGAGCAGCACCCGCCCUCACAAGCGCCGACGUCGCAAAUGAAGCAGUUCUUCUGGAGAUCAAGGAUAUCUCCGUUUCCAUCCCUCAGCGCAAGAAGUUCAGUCUUUGCUUAACAGCCCACCACAUCUAUGCGAAGGCCCCUAACGCCACCGAGCCCGUCCAGGGCAUCAUCUACGCCUGGAAGGACUUCGAACACGUCUUCUGCUUGCCUGUACCCGAGAAAGCCCAGGUGCAGUACAACUACGUGCUUCUUCCGCGCGGUUCUGCACUGGCCUCCUUAUCCAAAGACAGUCCUGCGACGGCGGUUGAGCCCCUCGUCUUCACCAUCUCCACAGCCGCCCCCAAGCCUGGCUCCAUCGGUGGUCAGAAUGCCAGCGCCGCGGCAGCCGUAUCCGACUCCUAUAAGCAGCUGUUCACAUGGGCGAUCAAGAUGUGUCUGAACGCGAGGGCGCCGCAUGUGCAGAUUGUAGAGGCAGACCCUUCACUAUUCCACAGUCAAAUACGGCAGGCGCAUCGACCCAAGGAGAAGGCCGUACACGUGGCUGCACAUAGGGGUUCCAAGGAUGGCUACCUGUUCUUCCUGGAGACCGGAAUCCUGUGGGGUUUCAAGAAGCCGUUGCUCUUCAUCCCCGUGGACCGCGUUGCAGCCGUGAGUUACACGAGCGUGCUGCAACGGACUUUCAACAUGGUGGUAGAGGUGUUUACAAACGAGGGCGGUGACGCCGAGGCUACAGAAGAGAUCGAGUUCUCCAUGCUGGAUCAAGAGGAUUAUGGCGGUAUCAACCAGAACUACGUCAUGCGGAAGGGGUUGCAGGAUAGAAGCAUGGCAGAUCAGCGCAAGGCCAAGAAAGAGCUUGCUGAGAAUGCCAAGAGCAAAAAGGGAGGCGAUACUGAAAACGGUGGUGCCAACGGUGAUGCGGAGGCCGGCGGUGGUUUGUCGGAGCUUCAAAAGGCCGAGCAACAGCUAGAGGACGAAGAAGAUGAGGACGAGGAAGAUUACGAUCCUGGCUCCGAAGGUGAGAGUGAAGGAUCGGGAACCAGCGAUGACGACGACGACGACGACGACGACGACGACGACGACGACGAGGAUGGCGGCGAGGAAAUGGACGAAGAUGAAGCAGAUGAGGAAGAUGCCGAGGCUGAGGCUUGA
Molecule: messenger RNA, 1368 nt
Organism: Truncatella angustata
Lineage: Eukaryota; Fungi; Ascomycota; Sordariomycetes; Amphisphaeriales; Sporocadaceae
Exons: 1
Coding region: 1-1368 (455 amino acids)
Molecular function (GO): histone binding; nucleosome binding
Source: RefSeq, a predicted model, not a curated record